AUGAGUACCGCCACCAAACCCGACGACAAAGCGGUGGAUAUUCCGGAGAAGUUGUAUGAUGCCGCCACCAAACGAACGUACAGGAGAAUGCGAUUCUUCGGAAAGGGUGGCUUUGCGAAAUGCUACGAGAUAGUGGAUGUGGCCACCAACGAGGUGUUUGCCGGCAAGAUCGUCUCGAAGAAGCUGAUGAUGAAGCACAACCAGAAGGAGAAGAUGACACAAGAAAUAACGAUCCACCGCUCGUUGAACCACAAAAACAUUGUUGGUUUUCAUAGCUUCUUCGACGAUCCGCUCAACAUAUACAUUGUGCUGGAGUUGUGCAAAAAACGGUCGAUGAUGGAACUCCACAAACGGCGAAAAAUCAUCACGGACUACGAGUGCCGGUACUACAUGCACCAGGUGAUGACGGGCGUGAAAUACCUGCACGAUAAGCACAUCAUCCAUCGGGAUCUGAAACUGGGCAACCUCUUCCUUAAUGAUGAACUGCACGUUAAGAUCGGCGACUUUGGGCUGGCGACAAAAAUCGAGUUCGAAGGCGAGCGGAAAAAGACGCUUUGCGGCACGCCCAAUUACAUUGCACCGGAAAUUCUAAACAAGAAAGGCCACAGCUACGAAGUGGACAUUUGGUCGAUCGGUUGCGUGAUGUACACGCUGCUCGUCGGCCAACCGCCGUUCGAAACCAAGAGUUUGAAGGAUACGUACAAUAGAAUUCGCAAAUGUGACUACCGGAUGCCGCCUACCUUGCGUAACAGUGCAGCCGAAAUGAUUUGUGCCAUGCUGCAGUCGGACCCAGUGAAGCGGCCCCGCAUUCACAAGCUGUUUGAGUAUGAGUUUCUGUCCGCCAGUCACAUUCCUAGCUCGCUGCCAAUUUCCUGUCUCACGAUGGCGCCUCGAGCGGAUCAGCUGGAGCAAGUGGACCGUAUGAGCCGCAAACCGCUGUCUGAGAAGAAUGGUGCUGGAGACGAUACACGGUUCGAAUCGUCUUUCCUGAAGAACAACCUACACGAUGCCAUCACUGCUAGUGGUAUGAUUUCCCGUCACAAUGACACGUAUCGGGUGGACAUUGAAACGCUGCACCGGGAAUUAACGAAGCUAUUCCUGGCAAAACCGCCCCGGCUAGCGAGCAACUUGGACGAUGAAAACACUGAUCCGGCGGUCCAGCCACUAUUUUGGGUUUCGAAAUGGGUGGAUUACAGCGACAAAUACGGCUUCGGAUACCAGCUCAGCGAUGAAGGAAUGGGCGUGAUGUUCAAUGACACCACCAAGCUGAUCAUGCUUGCCAAUGGACACAACGUUCACUUUAUCGAUAAGGAAGGUCAAGAGUCGUACUGGGAUGUGAACAAUUUCCCGAUGGAACUGGAGAAAAAGAUGAAGCUACUUACGUACUUCAAACGAUAUAUGAUGGAACACUUGGUUAAAGCCGGAGCAGGCGUGAUGAACGUCGAAAGCGAUCAAAUAUCUCGUAUUCCGCACAUGCACACCUGGUUUCGGACCAUGUGCGCGGUUGUCAUGCAUCUUACGAAUGGCACUGUACAACUUAACUUUUCCGAUCAUCAAAAAAUCAUCCUCUGUCCGUUGAUGCGUGCCGUGACGUUGAUGGAUAAUAACAAAAACUUCCGGACUUACCGCUUCCAGACUAUCAUCGAGCAGGGUUGCUCGAAUGAUCUUUAUACAAAGAUUCGGUACGCCCACGAGAAGAUUAAGAAGCUGCUGGAAAAAUUGUCCUAA
Messenger RNA from Anopheles nili, 1728 nucleotides. It is a transcript of the gene polo, whose product is annotated as serine/threonine-protein kinase polo. The transcript is spliced from 6 exons. The coding region runs from base 1 to 1728 and encodes 575 amino acids. Gene Ontology annotation, cellular component: cytoplasm; spindle pole; centrosome. Gene Ontology annotation, biological process: protein phosphorylation; regulation of cytokinesis; mitotic cell cycle. The record is from RefSeq and is a predicted model, not a curated record. NCBI's taxonomy places the organism in Eukaryota, Metazoa, Arthropoda, Insecta, Diptera, Culicidae. Gene Ontology annotation, molecular function: ATP binding; protein serine/threonine kinase activity; protein binding.